AUGGAGCAGCACUUUGAGCAACGUUAUGCAAUUAAGUUUUGCGUGCGACUGACCAAAACCGCCACGGAGACUCUCGGUAUGAUUCAAGAGCCUUUAAGGAAGAAGCCAUGUCCAAUGGUUUUCAUGUGGCACAAACGUUUCAAAGAUGGCCGCGAGAAUGUUGAAGACGACGACCGCUCUGGGAGGCCAUCAUUAAGCCGAACGGAUCAAAAUGGGGAGAGAGUGCGAGAACUUUUAAACAAUGACUGUCGUCUUAGUACUAGAUUAAUUGCCGAUGAACCGGGACUCAGUCAGAGUACUGUGUGGAGGAUUGUGACGGAGAUUUGA
This is a messenger RNA of Stegodyphus dumicola, 327 nucleotides long. Its product is annotated as protein GVQW3-like. Lineage: Eukaryota; Metazoa; Arthropoda; Arachnida; Araneae; Eresidae. The record is from RefSeq and is a predicted model, not a curated record.